AUGGGACUUUAUUCUAAAGAUUUACAUAUUCAACAAAAAAUUCUUAAUAAUAAUGAAACAUUAUAUAUAAUAGAUGUAUGUAAUGAAAAUAGUAUAAAAUAUCAACAUGAACCAUUAAAAUUGUCAAUACUAGAUGGACCAGAUGCUCCAAAAUUAUGGCUUGUUAAAACAUCUUAUGGUAUAUUUGCUAUUGGUUUUCAGUUAUAUAUCGGAGGAAAACAAACAGGUGACAUAAUUUCCAUCGAGCAGAAAUUCUUUCAAACAUUAAUCGAAGAUAUCAAUUUAUUAUAA
Molecule: messenger RNA, 291 nt
Organism: Rotaria sp. Silwood2
Lineage: Eukaryota; Metazoa; Rotifera; Eurotatoria; Philodinida; Philodinidae
Source: the annotation of a GenBank genome assembly